AUUUUUCUUUUCAGAAAUGGCAUCGGCAGCUGCAGAAUUAGUGGCGGAAAGGGAACCAGAAUUGAUGCGAGAGAUGGUUGAUGGAAACCGAACUUUAGUUGGUGCCCAAGGAUUGGUCAAAUUAGCAAUUGAACAAUAUAUGGAGAUAUUAGCAAGUGCAUCAGAUCCACGUGUUGGCAAUUGGCCUCUUAUGGAAUCCCCAAUACCUACGAUCCUCAUAGUACUACUAUAUCUUUAUUUCGUAACAAUAGCAGGUCGUCGUAUUAUGUCCAACAAAAAACCUUAUCAUCUAAGAAACGUUCUCGUUGCUUACAAUGCCUUUCAAGUGAUAUUCUCUCUGGGAAUGCUUUACGAGCACUUGAUGUCCGGAUGGUUACUUGACUAUAGUUACAAGUGUCAACCAGUCGAUUAUUCCCACAAUCCGUCUGCCAUAAGAAUGGCUAAUCUUUGUUGGUGGUAUUUUGUCAGCAAAUUUACCGAAUUCGCUGACACGAUUUUUUUCGUAUUACGAAAGAAGGAGAGUCAAGUUACUUUUCUACACUUGUACCAUCAUUCAUUGACACCAUUGGAAACUUGGAUUUGUGUUAAAUUUAUCCCAGGUGGACACGGUACUUUAGGAAAUCUAAUAAACAAUGCGGUACACGUGGUCAUGUACGCUUAUUACAUGUUAGCUGCCAUGGGACCCGAAUAUAAAAAAUAUUUAUGGUGGAAAAAACAUCUCACGACGAUUCAAUUAGUACAAUUCUUUUUAGUUUUCGUACAUAGCGCACAGGCCUUGAUCUUCGAUUGCGGUUAUCCGAAAUUGGUAGCAAUCCUUUUAUUACUUCACUCGACGAUCUUCUUUAUUCUUUUCUCCGAUUUUUAUCGACGUGCCUAUCGUAAAAGGAAAUUCAUCGAUAUAAAGAAAGUGGAUUAA
Polistes canadensis is the source of this 916-nucleotide messenger RNA. Its product is annotated as elongation of very long chain fatty acids protein AAEL008004-like. The record is from RefSeq and is a predicted model, not a curated record. Lineage: Eukaryota; Metazoa; Arthropoda; Insecta; Hymenoptera; Vespidae. Gene Ontology annotation, molecular function: fatty acid elongase activity. The transcript is spliced from 4 exons. Bases 17 to 916 code for a protein of 299 amino acids. Gene Ontology annotation, cellular component: endoplasmic reticulum membrane. Gene Ontology annotation, biological process: sphingolipid biosynthetic process; very long-chain fatty acid biosynthetic process; fatty acid elongation, monounsaturated fatty acid.